Molecule: messenger RNA, 1341 nt
Organism: Fukomys damarensis (Damara mole-rat)
Lineage: Eukaryota; Metazoa; Chordata; Mammalia; Rodentia; Bathyergidae
Gene: Edar
Product: ectodysplasin A receptor
Exons: 11
Coding region: 1-1341 (446 amino acids)
Biological process (GO): positive regulation of canonical NF-kappaB signal transduction; positive regulation of JNK cascade
Cellular component (GO): plasma membrane
Molecular function (GO): signaling receptor activity
Source: RefSeq, a predicted model, not a curated record
AUGGCGCACAGCAGGUGGACGCCCUGGCUGCCUGUCCUUGUGGUGUCGCUGUUGCACUUGGCCGGUGCAGAGUACUCUAGCUGCGGUGAGGACGAGUUCUACAACCAGACCACUGGGCUGUGCCAGCUGUGCCCGCCUUGUGGGCCGGGCGAGGAGCCCUACAUGUCCUGUGGCUAUGGCACCAAGGAUGAGGACUACGGCUGUGUGCCCUGCCCUGCUGAGAAGUUCUCCAAAGGGGGUUACCAGAUCUGCAGGCGUCACAAAGACUGUGAAGGCUUCUUCCGGGCCACUGUGCUGACACCGGGGGACAUGGAGAAUGAUGCUGAGUGUGGGCCGUGCCUCCCUGGCUACUACAUGUUGGAAAACAGGCCCAGGAACAUCUAUGGCAUGGUCUGCUACUCCUGCCUUCUGGCGCCCCCCAACACCAAGGAAUGUGCAGGAGUCUCCUCAGGGGUCUCUGCCAACUCUCCCCGAACCUCUGGGGGCAGCACCCUGCCUCCCUCCCAGCACACCCACAAAGAGCUCUCGAGCCAAGGACACCUGGCCACAGCCCUGAUCAUCGCCAUGUCCACCAUCUUCAUCAUGGCCAUAGCCAUCGUCCUCAUCAUCAUGUUCUAUAUCAUGAAGGCCCGGCCUUCCGCCCCAGCCUGCUGCAGCAGCCCCCCAGGGAAGAGCGUGGAUGCCUCUUCAAGCCAGGAUAUGGAGAAGAAGGAGGCCCCAGAUGGUGUGGUGAUCUUCCCAGAGAAAGAUGAGUUUGAGAAGCUGACAGCGACCCCAGCAAAGACCACCAAGAGUGAGAAUGAUGCCUCAUCGGAGAAUGAGCAGCUGCUGAGCCGGAGCGUAGACAGUGACGAGGAGCCAGCGCCUGACAAGCAGGGCUCCCCGGAGCUGUGUCUGCUGUCGUUGGUACACCUGGCCCGGGAGAAGCCAGCCCCCAGCAGCAAGUCAGCCGGGAUCCAAAGCCGAAGGAAGAAGAUCCUGGAUGUGUAUGCCAACGUGUGUGGUGUUGUGGAAGGCCUCAGCCCCACGGAGCUACCCUUUGACUGCCUGGAGAAGACAAGCCGCAUGCUCAGCUCCACCUACAACUCUGAGAAGGCCGUGGUGAAGACCUGGCGCCACCUGGCUGAGAGCUUCGGGCUGAAGCGAGAUGAGAUUGGGGGCAUGACAGACGGCAUGCAGCUCUUUGAUCGCAUCAGCACAGCGGGCUACAGCAUUCCCGAGCUGCUCACCAAGCUGGUACAGAUUGAGCGGCUGGACGCUGUGGAGUCGCUGUGCGCAGACAUUGUGGAGUGGGCAGGGGUUGUGCCACCUGCCUCCCCACCCCCAGCUGCUGCAUCCUGA